Molecule: messenger RNA, 5590 nt
Organism: Bactrocera oleae (olive fruit fly)
Lineage: Eukaryota; Metazoa; Arthropoda; Insecta; Diptera; Tephritidae
Source: RefSeq, a predicted model, not a curated record
AGUUUUGCAAACGAUUUGUGAGGUGAGUGUGUGUUCAUGUAGAUAUUAUGUGUGUUGUUGUAGCAAAAGUAGUUGUGUGGACAGGGCAGGCAGAAGAAACAGCCAUAUAGAAUCAACGACGUCGGUGAGGAGUAAGCAGCGGGAAUAUAAAGGAACAGCGAACAAUAGAAAACGAAAUACGAGAUUGUCAGGUUUAAAAAGCGAGCGUGAAUAAAGAAAAGAAAUACAAUCGAUUAUAUGAAAUGCGAAAAAAUAUAGGCAAUGAAAAUAUAUUUCAAUCAGGAAGAAAAAAAUUGAAUACAGUAAAUAUAGCCGUAAAGUGCCAAGUGCCUAUAUACCAACCAAGAAAGAUAAACAUGGAUGAAGUAGAAACUCUGUGGCAAAACAGUUAGUGAGAUAACAAAAGGGCAACAACAGCGAACAGUUGCCCAUAACGACGUUUGUGUCACAAGUGCAAUUAAACUCAAUUAAGCAAUUUAAAGUUGAAUUAAUUUAUAUAUUAAUUUGGUGUGUUGUGCAUAAGUUGUCUUAUAACUGGAGUUGGAAUAAGUAAGCACAGAAGUGCCAAACCGAGCUUAUUUUUGUAUAGUGAAUAUCCCCGCCACCAAUAGUGUUUUAGUCGCCUCUUAAAUAUUCGUUAAUUGUGCAUAAUAAAGAAUUUCUACUUUGUCAUUUUGUGCAGCAGUAAAACGCUACUCGUCAACGACAGUGUAGUGAUUACUCGGUCAAAUUGUCUUGCGGAGCCAUUAACAUUAUAGCCAUAGUACCAUUGUGUCAGUGUAAUCGACUCGUACCAAAAGCCACGGGUGGAGUGCAGCAACGAAAUACAUAACAAAAACAUAUAUAGUGACUAGAGUGUAAUAGAAAAGCAAUUUGCUGCAUAAAAGCGGGUCUGUAGCAGUUGCAGUUUUGCUGGUAUGGAACUGGUCAGUGUAUGCGCACAGCAUGUUUGUCGCUUCACAUUGCACGCCAUAAGUGGGAACCACUAUAACUCACAUUUUACAAACAUUAAUAUGCAGCUUAGUUUUUGGUGUCCACGUUGCCAUUAUGUAUUUUCUGGUUUUUAUUGAUGCACAGUUAUGAGCUAUUUGACAUACAUAUGUACGUUAAGGUAUGGUUUUAGCCAGCAACGAAUGGCUCAACAAUAGCGAAGAUGAACAAAAGAGAACAUCGGGAAGCACACAAACAGCAACAGCAACUAACACAACAGACGCAGGUAAUCGCGACAUCGCAGGCACAACGGAAGUUCUUGCAAGGACGACAGAGAUCACCAGCACUAAUAAUACAGCAAUUCCAGCAGUCCCAAUUACAGCACCAGUAACAACAACGGGCACUGCCAACGCAAAUAACGAAAUUAUGUCUGAAAAUCCAAAUAGUGAAUCGCAUGAGCAACAAGAGCAGUUAGCGCAACAACUAAAAAAUAAUAUCAACGAUAUUCUGCCUGCCGCAAAUAACGAAGCGAACGAUGAGGUGUCUAGUACACGAGAAGUUGUCAAUAAUAAUAGGGAAGUGUUGAACUGUGAUACUUCAAAUACGAAUGCGAAUACCGCUAAUGCCAAUAGCAAUAUUAAUUCCAGCAUUAGUGACAAUAGCGGUGAGAAUGGCAGCAUUACAAAUGCCAAUGAGAGUUCAGCCCAAAUAUCAAACAGUAACACAAGCACCAAUAAUGCCAACUUGUACUCGAAUCCAAGUUCAAAUGCGAGCACCCUACAAUCACCCAUUGUACGUCAAUCGAAAGCGGUUACUAUUACCACAGGCACUGCGCUGUCGGGCGGUAAUUUGCCACUCAGCAGUCCCAUUACACCGCAAGCGUUAAGCAGCGCACUUCAAUCCGUUAUGAAUGCUAGCAAUAAUGUCAACUCUGCCAAUGCAGCGGUGGGUAAUCUACAAAAUACUUUUCUUAACACAAUAGGCAUGGAUAUUGGACAGGCUGCGAAAGAGUUAGGCACAGCUUUCGUUAGUGGUUUGGUGGAGGCACAAACGAAUAUAACAAAUAAUGGUAGCAAUGCCGUACAAAAUGUGGGUACCAGCAGCAAUGCCAGUAUGAAUUUGGAGACGGCAGAAAACAAUGGUCAAGCGAAAAUCAUACUCCUCUGCGAGGCCAACUCACAUCCGUUCCAGACACGUACCAUAAACCUCACACCAAACAUCGAAUGUAAAGUGGGUCGUCUGAUAGCAAAGAGUAAAGCAUCCGAAUCGAAUGCUAUAUUCGAUUGUAAGGUAUUAUCACGUAAUCAUGCCGUGUUAUGGUACACGGAUGAUUGUAAAUUUUGGGUGAAGGAUACAAAAUCAUCAAACGGUACAUUCAUUAAUGAAAACAAACUUGGCACUGAGGCGGCAGAGCUGCAUUUCGGUGAUAUUGUCAAGUUUGGCGUUGAUGUGCUAGAGAAUUCACGCAAAGAGGUGCAUGGCUGUAUUAUUGCUUUUGUAAAGCUGUACUUGCCGGACGGCCGUGAAGCGAUAUCAAUCGAUGCGACUGCACAACGUUCACAGUACUCGGGCGAAGAUCGUAUCAGCUACGAGGAAAUGCAUCGCUUGAAUUUGUACAUGCAAGAGGUCUCGCAGCGUGAGAAGGCGCUUAAAUCGAAACUUUUCAAUAUACAAAAUGUUUUGGAUGCGACGCGUAAGAAUUCGGCGCUAUGCUGGCAGUCGCUCAUUGCCGAGGACCAAUUAUUGCACCGCAUCAAUUCGCUCGAGAAGAAAUUGCAAAUUAUGGAAAAAAAUGUGCCAGAGAGCGUACUGCGAAACGAGGUAAUAAAAUUGCUCGAAGAUAAAAACUCAUAUCAACUUACAGCCAAAGAAGCCUUACGCAAAGUCUACCAAGAGCGUUGUGAUGCACUGCAAAUGCUCUCAAAAAUGGAAUUAGCAUACGCAAACUCGGAUGGUGAAUGUAAAAUCUUACGCGAUCAAAUAAUGAAUACCAAGCAAUCACUGCAGGAUGUCAAUACGCGUUUGCAACGACUCGAAACCGAUUACAAUGAAUAUAAAGAAGAUGCGGAACGCAAGCAACAAGAAAUCAAAGAGCAAGAAGAACAUCGUCUCGCUGAAAUGUCCGAGAAAUUGCAUCAACGCGAACAGGAAUGUGAUGAUUUGCGACGCCGUGUUUCCGAAUUCAUGCUGCAGCGCGCUGAACUGGUAGAUGAGGAGGAAAAACGGGCCAUUGAGAAGCUAGACGCAGCUAUAGGCGACAUGGAUUUGGGAGAUGAUGACGACGAUGAUAAUGAAGUGGAAGAAAACGACGAUAAUGAAGAUAAUGAAGAUAAAUUUGAUGAAGGUGAUGGGGAACACAAGGAAGAUGGAAAUGAGAAAGAUUCUAGUUACAAAGAAUUGCGUUCAUCGCGAGUGACGAAAAGCCUUGAGAUAAUGAAUGGCGUGGGAACACAAUUCUCUCAUAGCAAUGAUGAAAAGGAGGUCUUAAACAGCACGUCCAGAUCUGAUGUUUCACAAAAAGAGGAUAAGCAAAAAAGCAAUGCCAAGGAGUCCACAAUACUCAAAUGGCUGCAAAAUUCGGAUUUGAACCAAAAAGAAGGUUCCAUUGAUAUCUUUAAGGCGAUUUGUAAUGAGUCGGAUUCGAGUGACGAACAAGAUCUUCCAUUACUUGAAAACGAUGUCGUCAUCGAUAGCGAAAGUGGUAUUGGUACCUCAAUGGAGGAUAUCAAAUUGAAAUAUAAAAAAUCGAAAAAUAAAUUACAAAGCGUACAGAGCAUUUUAUGUCAAUUGGUGGAGGCGGAAAUGUCAAAAGAGUUCUACAAAUCACCUUGUGCUAAUACAACAGAGCACAAUGCUGCAGAUUCAGAAAAUGAGGCUUUAAAAGAAACACGCAAUGAAGGGGGCUGCGCACCCAUGGAUAAUGAACAGAAAUUGUUAUUACUCAAACGUAGCGUAGCCAUAUUGAGUGAAGCAUACAAAGAGAUAUGUGACAAUCUGAACGAACAUGAGUUACAGAAAGCAUUGAUCGAAGACGCAAAGGAGCUGUCACCGCCACCUGCGAUCACGGUGCAAACACAAUUCCAAAGUUAUGCACCGUCAUUCAACACCAGUGCCACUGCGGCCAAUAAGCUGAUACCACAAGAUACUUUGAAGCCACUAAUAGAAGCUGCUGAGGAUGAAGAUGAUUUGGUUGAAAAUAAAUUACAAACAGAGCAAACAGCUAAUGAUGAAGCGCAAAGUGAAGAAUGCGUCACAGUGACUACACCGUCCACAAUCGUUGCGAACGUUAUAGCAGGCGAAGAAGUGACUUUAAGGGAUGAAGUGCGCGCCUAUAAAGGACAGAUCAAGGAAUUAAACCUUAAGCUAGAGCAAGUCGAGAGUGACGCACAAAAUACGCUUGAAAUAAUGCAAAUAGAAUGUGACACAUACAAAGAAAAACUCGCUGAAUUAUCAAAAGUUGUGCAAAAAGCCUGCGAAGAAAAACAGGAACUCGAGUUAUUGCUUGAUAAACGUGCGGUCAGGGUAGAAAACGUACAACUGCAAGCAGAACAACAACGCGCCGCACUUGACGAACACAGUGACGCGGAAACGAAGGUACCCGUUAGCGUAGCCGAAUUGUCAACCGAAGUUAGGGUCAAGGAAACGGCUAGCACAUUGCCUGAGCGAAGCGGCGUUGAAUUGCAAAACGCAGAUAAUAAGCCAUACACCGCGAGUACAUUGGAGUCCGAUUUCGAAACGCAGCUGCAUGAUGAUUUGGCGGCCUUAAAUAGCAGUGCUUUGCAACGCGAAGAGGAGCUGAUCGUGUACAAAGAACGAUUGGAGAAGACACAAAACGACAAUCUGCAGUUACGCAACGAGAUGGCGGAGCUGCUACUGAAAUCCGGUACACAAGCGCAAACGCAUAUGGUGAAGCAAUUGCUGGCUUACGGUGUCGUGGUGGUGGCAAUUAUCGUUUACUUUAUCACAAUGUAUUUCUAAGUGCGGCCCUUUGCUGCCUUCUACGCGGUAUCUGUCAAAAUGGUAAGCAAUUCGAUAUGUGGAGCGAAGAGAUAAAUGCAAUAUAUAAAAAAUGCAUUAGUAUGGAAGCUAAAUUAAAGAAAUCAGAAUGAAACGAACAAAUAUAUGGUGGCAAAUAUUAGAAAUGGAAAAUUUUGCAAAAAGUUGCGAUUAAACUGCUGUACAGUGUACAUACAAUUAAAGUGGCUCGCUACAUACAUGUAAUGCGAUAAACAGUCAGUUUGUGCUGCUGGUGGCAUAAGCUAUAUGCAACUCAACAUGUAGCGCCCAAAUCUAAACCAAAUGUUAGUUCAAAUUAACUAAAAAAAACAAUAUGUUUUUCAUUAUAAUACAUUUUUCUAAAGCAAAAAUUUGAACUAAUCUGCGGCAACAUGGCAAAAUUUUCGGCAUAUUUUCUUGCCCAGCAUAGAUUUGAAACACACACACUCAUACGCCACAAGUAAAAUCCAUAACAAUGUGAAAUAAUUAGAUCCAUUACGAAUUCUUGUAGAUAUUAGCAAACUUUUAGUUUGUAAACAAAUUUAAAUUGCCACAAAACAAAAAAGCAUAUUACUAAGGUAAUCGAAUUAAGCUAAUUAAACGCAUAUAAAAACAAACACCAAUACAUAUAAAAUGAAAGCUAAAUUAAAUAAUAUUAAAUAUA